Messenger RNA from Ananas comosus (pineapple), 4693 nucleotides. RefSeq names its product elongator complex protein 1. NCBI's taxonomy places the organism in Eukaryota, Viridiplantae, Streptophyta, Magnoliopsida, Poales, Bromeliaceae. The coding region runs from base 423 to 4331 and encodes 1302 amino acids. Gene Ontology annotation, molecular function: protein binding; tRNA binding. The transcript is spliced from 6 exons. Gene Ontology annotation, biological process: tRNA wobble base 5-methoxycarbonylmethyl-2-thiouridinylation. The record is from RefSeq and is a predicted model, not a curated record. Gene Ontology annotation, cellular component: cytosol; elongator holoenzyme complex.
CGAGGAGAUCCUUGGCCAAUGGCCAUUGUGCGGAUCCGACGUGGACCGCUAUCGACCUGUGCGGCUGCGCGGUGUCUCGCGGAGUAGAUCGGGACAGCUGGCACUUUUGGGUCAUCGACGGUCAAAGAUUCUUCAUUGUGGAUCCUACACAUUUGUCGGCCUGAUAUAGCAUCAGAUAUUGCGCUAUAAUGGGUUUCAAAACCUUGGAGCCUGUGGAUCCGACCCGUGAUCGAAUGGACCUUUAAUGGCAAUAAUGCAUGGAUCGACCAGGCCCGGCCCAAUUACCGAAACCCAUAAGGAGCCAAUCUCCGUCGCCCUCCUCGGCGCCGCGCCCUGGCACGGUUGUGCACGACCCUUCCUAAAACCCUACGCAGAACGCUCAAACCCCCUCUCUAGUCUCCAUAGCGCCGAGGAGGCCGAAGAUGAAGAACCUAAAGCUCGUAUCGGAGCUCUCGCUCCAUCUCGAUCUCCACCUCGAGGGAGAAACCCUUCUCCUCUCUGCUUUCGACAUCGAACGCAACCGCGUGUUCUUCGCGUCUUCCGCGAAUUUCAUCUACACCGUUCAACUCCAUUCGUCUCAGAAAGGAGCGACAUGGAACAAAACUCUCUCAGCUUUUGAAGUAGACGACGUCACAUUAGACCCUGAAGAUUGCAUUGUAGCAAUGGAAUAUCUUAUGGAGAAGGAGGCUUUACUGCUUGGAUCUUCAAAUGGCUGUCUAAUACUUCAUAAUGCUGAUGAUAAAGCAACCGAAGUUGUUGGAAGAGUGGAGGGUGGUGUCACGAGCAUCACUUGUAGUCCAGAUGGAGCUCUUAUUUCUUUAACAACCGGGUUAGGGCAGUUACUUGUCAUGACUCAAGAUUGGGAAGUACUGUAUGAAACUGCUCUCAUCCCUCAUUCAGAUAGUGUCAUUGCAGGCAGUCAAAUCAGUAGUACCAUAUCUUGGCGAGGUGAUGGCAAGUAUUUCGCUACUCUUAGUGGACACCAUGAUUCUUCUUCUUUGCAAAAGCUUAUGAUAUGGGAGCGUGAAUCGGGAGCAUUGCAUUCUUCUUCAGAGUCCAAAGCCUUUAUGGAAGCAGCAUUAGAUUGGAUGCCAAGUAGCGCUAAAAUUGCAACAGCUUAUAAUCGAAAGGCCGAAAACAGAUGCCCCCUCAUAGUAUUCUAUGAGAGAAACGGCUUAGAGAGAAGCUCUUUUCCUAUUGAUGAGCCAGUAGAAGCCACAAUCGAAACCCUAAGAUGGAAUUGCAAUUCAGAGCUUCUAGCUGCUUCCAUUACGUCUUCUCAGUACAAUUCUAUCAAAAUCUGGUCUUGCAAUAACAACCAUUGGUACUUAAAACACGAAAUCAGAUACUCUAAAAAUGAUGGGACAAAGUUUAUUUGGGACCCAACAAAGCCACAACAUUUAAUUUGUUGGACACUUAGUGGCAAGAUCAUAGCAUACAAAUUUGCUUGGACUAGUGCCGUCACAGAUGCUUCAACUGCAUUGGUUAUUGAUAACUCCAAUUUGCUAGUAACUCCUCUUGAUCUGUCUCUAAUUCCGCCUCCAAUGUCUUUGUUUAAGCUCAAAUUCCAUAGUGCUGUUAGGGAUAUUUCGUUUGUUUCUGGAAGCUCAAAGAACCAUCUGGCUGCCUACAUCUCUGAUGGCAGUUUGUGUGUGGCGGAGCUUCCUAAUAAGGAUACUUGGGAUCAAUUUGAAAGCAAUGAGUUCAAUAUCGAUGUUUGCCAUUCUGAUGUUAAAUUGGAGAACUUUUUGCAUCUCACUUGGUUGGAUUCACAUAUUCUUAUUGGUGUUGCUGUUAAUCAUCAAGAACAGAAACAGACUUCCUCCCUUUUUCUGCUGGAGAUUGAGCUUGUUUGCUCUGAGGAUUCUUUGCCUGGUUCAGUUAGUUCUUCUGGUUGGCAGGCAAAGAUAUCCAGAAAAGUUUCUUUAGAAGGUCCAGUUGUUAGUAUUGUUCCUAACCCUGCAAAAAGGCGUUCAGCCUUUGUUCAGAUUACUGGAGGAAAAGUAUUUGAGUAUUCUUCAAAUACAAGUAUUCUAAAAGCAUCUCCAGGGUCACAAUUUUGUGAGCUUGAUUUUGAAAAUGGAUUUGGAUUUCCUUCUUCAUGCCCUUGGAUGAGAGCCGUUGUUUCUCAUAGUGAUGCUAAACCUUUGCUUUUUGGGCUCGAUGAAAGUGGGAGGCUUUACACAGGCAAGAGAGUAUUGAGCAAUAGUUGUGGCAGUUUCUCAUUUUACUCUAAUACCUGUAAAGAUACUUUGCAAGUGGUGACUCAUUUGCUUCUUACUACUAAAGAGGAUUUUCUGUUCAUUAUCAAUGUAGAUGACAUCUCACAUGGGAAUCUAAUUGUAAAUGUAGAUAGCUUUAACAAUAAUCACAAGCGAGGAGAAGAAAGCAAGGAUUAUGUUCCUAUUUGGGAAAAAGGUGCAAAGUUGAUUGGUGUUCUGCAUGGUGAUGAAGCUGGAGUAAUAUUGCAAACAAUUAGGGGAAACCUGGAAUGCAAUUACCCUAGAAAGCUGGUCCUUGUGUCAAUAAUUAAUGCUUUGAACCAGAAGCGCUUCGGAGACGCAAUGGCUCUGGUAAGACGACACAGGAUAGAUUUCAAUUUCAUUGUCGACUAUUGUGGCUGCAUUUCUUUUGUCAAAUUAGCUGCAGAGUUUGUCAAUCAGGUAAACAAUCUUAGUCAAAUUACUGAUUUUGUUUGCUCGAUUAAGAAAGAGAAUGUCAUUAAUACACUUUACAAGAGCUACAUAUCUAUACCGACCCUCAAUGAAACCUCCAUGGAAAGCAAAGUUUCGUCUGUGCUUUUGGCUAUUCGAAAAGCACUCGAGGAGAAAGUAGAAGAAAGCCCGGCAAGAGAACUCUGUAUACUGACCACUUUAGCUCGUAGUGAGCCUCCUGCCUUGGUGGAAGCACUGAACAGAAUAAAAGCCAUUCGCGAAUUAGAACUAUCAGGUGUUGACAUUGCUAAAAGAAAACCAUACCCAACUGCUGAAGAAUCUCUAAAGCAUCUAUUGUGGCUAACUGAUCCGGAAGCUGUUUACAAUGCUGCUUUGGGCUUGUAUGAUCUGAACCUCGCUGCUAUUGUCGCUUUGAACUCUCAGAAGGACCCAAAAGAGUUCCUUCCUUAUCUCAAAGGACUCGAAUCCUUACCUCCUGCUGUUAUGAGGUAUACAAUCGAUCUAAAACUUCGUAAUUACGAGAGUGCCCUCAAAAACAUUGUUUCAGCGGGUGAUGACUACUAUGAAGAUUGCAUGAAUCUCUUGACUAGUAAUCCCCAACUUUUUCCACUUGGGCUUCAAUUAUUCACUGAUAAUGUCAAAAGGAGGCAAAUAAUGGAGAAAUGGGGUCAUCACCUUUUUGCUGAGAAAUGCUUUGAGGAUGCUGCUACAACUUUUUUAUGCUGUUCACUAUACCAAAAUUCCUUGAGAGCAUACCGUGCUUGUGGAAAUUGGAAAGGAGUGUUUACUGUGGCUGGUCUUUUAAAGCUAGAAAAAGGGCAAAUUCUUCAGCUAGCAAAUGAGCUAUGUGAAGAAUUUCAAGCACUUGGAAAGACUGCAGAGGCCGCUAAGAUUUCAAUAGAGUAUUGUCAUGACAUUGUUAGAGCUGUUAAUUAUUACAUAAUGGCACGAGAAUGGGAAGAGGCUCUUAGAAUUGCUUACAUGCAUGAGAGGGAGGAUUUAAUUACUGCUGUUAAAGAUGCGGCUGUGGAUUGCGCCACCACAUUGAUAUCUGAGUAUCAGGAAGGAUUGGAAAAGGUAGGGAAAUACUUGGCGCGAUAUUUGGCUGUGCGGCAGAGAAGAUUAUUACUUGCUGCUAAGAUUCAGUCGGAGGAUGGAAUGUCGAAUGAUGCUGAAUAUGAUACAGUUUCAGAAAUUAGCAGUAGCUUCAGUGAAAUGAGUGCUUACACUGCAAGGACGGCAAAGGGAUCAGGUGCUUCGGUUUCAACUAGUACUGCCAGUAAGUCACGAGAGAUCAGGCGGCAACGCAAGGGUGGAAAAAUUCGUGCUGGAAGCCCUGGAGAGGAGAUGGCGCUUGUAGAGCAUCUAAAGGGAAUGUCUCUAACUUCAAGUGCUCAGCGUGAACUAAAGUCACUGAUGUCCGCUCUUAUAUUGCUCGGAAAGGAGGAAACUGCUCGACAGCUGCAAAAUGCUGGAGAUAACUUUGAGUUAGUUCAGAGGGCAGCUGUGAAACUGUCAGAAGAUACAGUUACAAGUGAUAAAAUAAACGAAAACUCCCAAACUCUGGAGCACUAUGUCAAACUAUUAAGAGCUCAGCCUCGUCCCGAGAACCUUUCUUGGCAAAUCAGACUAUUAUUGCCACCAUCCCAGGUUUAGAGGACACAAUGAUAAUAUGCAUCGGAGGAAGAAAUUGUAAUUUAUGCGGGUAAAUGAGACUAGAGCUGGUGAAACAUGCUAAGUAUCAGUGGGCUAAACGUUUGACUUAGAUGUGAGGAUACGAAUGCAACAAGGAAGGCCAUUUCAUGUGUUGACAAGUAUCACCGGAAGCAUCUCAUCGGCACGCCGAUACUUGUAUUGUAGCUGGUACAGUAACUAACUGGUGGACUGGGUCCCUUUUCAUAAGCUCUAUUUUGUUACUUAUUAUCUGGUGUAAACUGUCAUGCAACAUUGUGUAAGAGUUCAAGAAUUACUUGAAAAAUUUUGUAGGCAGCGUAUAUAAUCUCUUUGAUUGCUUGAAA